Aspergillus oryzae RIB40 is the source of this 2388-nucleotide messenger RNA. RefSeq lists its product as uncharacterized. Lineage: Eukaryota; Fungi; Ascomycota; Eurotiomycetes; Eurotiales; Aspergillaceae. The transcript has 3 exons. The record is from RefSeq and is a predicted model, not a curated record. Bases 1 to 2388 code for a protein of 795 amino acids.
AUGGACAUGGUGAAAGCGGCGUAUCGUGGACAAGAGUAUGACAUGCAUUUCCCAGGGGCUGAAGAAGAGGUACCCGGCUUCGUCCCCACGUGUUUCGAAGAAUCGGAGAAAGACAAAUAUCGCGGAAUGGCUGACCAUCUCAACAGCGAUAUGACCGAAAGAAAUGCCCAGGUUGGAAUGAUGGGCAGGAUAUACCAAUCGGCGGACCUUGUUCUUGUUUGGCUUGGUGACUGCUCGUCAAAGCUAGCUCAGGGCCUUCCUGAGCUAGAAGCAUUAGCGCAGAGGCCUCCAAGGGAACUACCCCCAUUCGAGUUAUUGAUUGACGACGAGAGCACAUCUACUACUGCAGCAUCCUCUGCCUUCUUUAAGAAUGACCGGUUUUGCAUAUCAGCGGCAGCUAUGACUGUACUCGAUCUAACUAAUCGGCAAUGGUUCAAGCGCAUCUGGGUACUGCAAGAAUUCUGCUUGGCAAAACACGUUGUCUUUCUUUACGGCAAGCACUAUGUUAGCCUCCAGGCUUUAUUGACCUCGUUUAUCUGGGCUUAUCAAAACCCUGGGGAGGCAAUGAAGCCGGAGAAAGGGUGGAAUAUUGCCAAGACAUACAUUUUGCCGCGAUGGUUUUCUCACACUGGUGACAUCCCCAACGUCCUGCUGGCUCGUAAAGCCAUUGCCCAGGGCCACAAGUUAACCCUCCGCGAAUGGCUUCUAACCUGCAAGGGUCGCAGUGCUACGGAUCCAAAGGAUUUCGUAUUUGGCGGCCUGUCUCUGAUUUAUCCCGAGUCGUUAAGAAUAGAUAAGCAGCGUCUCCAGCCAGGUGACUAUGCUAAUUCUACUCAUCCCCCGCCAUUGCCGCCCCGGCCUGGCACUCGUGCUCCCAAUAGCAACCAACCCACCAUGGAGCGCCCAACAGCCAUGGUGGGAGUUUCAGUAUCAUCGGUGCCCCUUCCCAAGGGACUAUGGUGUGUCAUCGAGAUUGAUUAUAAGGCCAGCGAAGCCGAGAUCUUGGUCAACGUCGCAGCAUGCCUACUUUCCCAGAAUGAACCACACAGUCUUGACCUGCUCUCCAUUGCGGCCCGUCCGCGUGACGCCGACGACCUUCUCAAAGCGCCGCUCAAAUGCAAGUCUAGUAAAACAUAUGAUCUCCCCUCUUGGGUCCCAGCCUUGGGUUCUUGGACAUCUCUGGUAAACAGCAACCUAGCCGCGGCAGCGGUGGCGGCAGGUGGCGGCGGCACAGCCUUUGCAGCCGGGACAUUAGGGCAACUGCAGGAAGCGGUCCCUUCGCCUACGAUUUCACGCGAUGGGACGACAUUAUACCUUGACGCUAUGCCACUCGACAAAAUUGAUGAAAUAAUCCUAAACGCGAAGUUUUCGUAUUCGAAAGAGCACCUCGACGCCCUAAUACCCUUUCUCGAAUUGUUGGCCGCGCUGCCCUACACCUACCCCUCUGAUGUCGGCACGAGCUUUAAUGCGAUUGCUACCGCUCUUGCUUCCUCCCUUUCUUCUUUCUCCUCCCGUGACACUGAACUAGACUCUAUGAUGGAUGGAGAUGUGAAUAGAUCCUCGUCAUCACUGCCACCCCAGCUGCUUCCGCGCGUCUGGCUUUGCGAGAUCAUCGAGCGCGAGGUGCGCCUUUGGGUUACAGUUUUGCGAAUAGACAUCAAAGCCUUCACCGUGCUUAAGAAAAUAAGGGCGAAUAAGCGAAGGCGACUGGAAAGCCUUCUAGCCGUCUACCGGCAGCUGAUUGGAAAGUUUGACGACCUUCCAUGGUCAGGAACAGCAGACCAAGGCAUACCACCGCCUGACGAGAGUCAUGGUGAUGAGCAGAAAAAAAGACGAAGCGAGGAAAUUAUCGAGAGCCUUUGUAGCAAGAUAGAGGAAAGAAUACCCGGGCAGUCUAGACGUUUCUUAGAGGCUGAGAUGGAGCCUAUUUCACCAGAGGCGCAGCGGUACGAGAAUGCGUUCUAUUCCGCUAUGAACUGGCGCUCCUUGUUUAGAACGAAGGAUGGUCUCAUUGGGAUGGGGCCUAGUUGGUUGAGUUGUGGUGAUUGGGUGAUGCCGGUACGGGGUGCCAUUGUACCCUACGUAUUCCGACACAUCGAUGAGGAUUUGAAGCAGCAAGUGAAAAGCCUGGGGAAUACGGUGGAGAAGUUGGAAAAACAUCUCUUUGAAUUGAAGUCUACUGCCAAGAGGAAUCAACAGCGAUUAUCUAUUGCGGAUACUGAGAGGAAGAUUGCAUCGUUGAAACAGAAAAUCGGCGAGCUUUGCGGUCAAGUUGGCAGAAAAAAUGCAUGGGUAUUGAUCGGGGAGGCGUAUGUUGAGGGUGUUAUGCGAGGAGAGGCUUUGGAAAGAGCAGGGUUUGAUGCAUUUGAGCGGAUUGCCAUUGUAUGA